Fonsecaea multimorphosa CBS 102226 is the source of this 600-nucleotide messenger RNA. RefSeq lists its product as uncharacterized. Lineage: Eukaryota; Fungi; Ascomycota; Eurotiomycetes; Chaetothyriales; Herpotrichiellaceae. The record is from RefSeq and is a predicted model, not a curated record. The transcript has a single exon. The coding region runs from base 1 to 600 and encodes 199 amino acids.
AUGGGCUCUGCGGAUCAAGAUAAGCCCGGCUCGACUCCGGCCGCGACACUGGAGCACUUCCAGUCAAUACCAUGGUGCCGACCACACCUGGCAGACCCAACGUUCCGGCGCGUCAGCAUGUCUCGCACCCUGACACAGCCGGGCCACGGCCACUCAUUGAUGGCUGAGACGUGGAACACGGACAAGACCAUCACGCAUCUGCUUUCGAUGUACCGGCCACCUGGGCCAGAAGGGGAGAGCGCCAACGGGCAGACAACGGCGAUGAGGGGUGAGGUGAAGCGCUUCUACACCUUCGGCAUAGGCAUGAAUGCGCACCCAGCGACACUGCACGGCGGGGUCAUCGCCACCGUGCUGGACAGCACCAUGGGCAACGUCAUCGGACAGCAACUCCGUCAUGGCAGCGCGCCGACAUUCACCGUGGCGCUGAACAUCUCGUACAAAAAACCCGUCGCCACGCCCGGGACCGUCAUGGCCAGGGCGUGGAUCACCAAAGUCGACGGCGACAGGAAAAUCUGGGUCCAUGGCGUCGUCGAGGAUGGUCGGGGAAAUGUCCAUGCUGAGGCGGACGGUAUGUGGUUGAGGGCCAAGGCGAAGCUGUAG